AUGACAGGUGCAGCGACGCUGACGACGGAAUUCACCAGUACCAGUGAUGAUCAAGAUGUUGUUGAAGGUGGUCCCAGUAUUACAUUAGAGUGUAUUGCAAUUGGUGAACCUCCACCAAACAUCACGUGGACCAGAGUGCUUAAUAAUGGCAGUGACAGCAAUGUGCUGUUUACCGGAGAGCAGUUUGUACUUUACAACAACAGAAGUUCCAUUGGGACAUAUCGCUGUACUGCGUUCAAUGGGAUAGGAACUGCACCCAACCGCACUAUUGCUGUGGAUGUUAAUUACAAACCAGAGAAUGUCAUGUUAAUGGUAAAUGACUCAAACAUCUGUAAGGGUGAUAUCAUCAAUAUCACCUGCUCAGCUGAUGGUAAACCUAGCGUUCAUACUUAUCAACUGUUUGAGAAUGAUAUACCAGUGCCUGAUAGUGACACAGCUGGAGUAUGGAAGAGAACAAUGUCAGCUGAAGGAAACUUCACCUACAGAUGUGUGGCGAACAACACUGUAGGCACAAGUGACAAGAAUGUUACAGUUACCGUCAAUGUCCCAGCAGUUGUUUAUCCAGUGGAGAACAUCACUGUUACAGAAGGUGAAAACAGGACUUUAACAUGUAAUGUUUCUGGGAGUCCUACACCAUCUGUAACAUGGACAGAGGUGGAGACUGGAAUCCGUACAAUGGGAAUCACACUUGAGCUUACACGUAUCAACAGGAAUGAGUCUGGGGAAUACAAGUGUGAAGCAAGCACCUCUUGUGGAAAUGAUACUAAAAGCACAUUUGUUAUUGUGCAGUACAAGCCAGAGAAUUUGCAGUUUGCAGCAAGUGAGACAGAAGUCUGUCGGGAUAAAGUGAUCAAUUUUACCUGCUCUGCUGAUGGUAACCCUCCAGUACAUACUUAUCAACUGUUUGAGAAUGAUACACUGGUGACUGAUGGUAGUAACAGUCAUGGAAUGUGGAACAGAACAAUGUCAACUGGUGGAGUGUUCAUCUACAAGUGUGUGGCUAAUAACACUGUAGGAACAGGACGAAGUGAAAGUGUUACUGUUACUGUCGAUGUACCUUCGGCCAUGCAGCCAAUACAAAAUGUGAAUAUAACCGAAGGAAGAAAUUUGACUCUGUUGUGUAAUGUAUCUGGGAUUCCUCCAGCAAUGGUGUCUUGGAUCAAGGUUGGGGGUGAUAUGAUUACUGAUAAACAUGAGCUGGUGUUCACAAACAUUAGCAGAACUCAAGCUGGAGAGUACAAGUGUGAAGCCAGUAAUCUGUGUGGCAAUGCAUCAGAGACAGCAACAAUUGAAGUGCAGUAUGCACCAGAAAAUGUGUUAUUGGAAACAUCUGCAGCUGAUAACAAAGCAUGUCGUUGUGAUUUUAUGAGCAUUAACUGCUCAGCUGAUGGUUUAAAAAAUGCACUGUUGAGCUCUUUUUCACCAGAAUUCACCAGUGUCACUGGUAAUCAAACUGUUGUUGAAGGUGGCCCUGAUAUUACAUUAGAUUGUAAUGCAACUGGUGAACCUAGUCCACCAAAACUCACCAUCACCUGGACCAGAGUGCUUGAUAAUGGCAGUGACAGCGAUCUGCUGUUUACUGGGCCGCGGUUUGUUCUUGACAACAACAGAAAUUCCGCUGGGACAUAUCGCUGUACUGCAGACAAUGGGAUAGGAACUGCACCCAACCGCACCAUUGUUGUGGAUGUUACUUGUAAAGCUGAGGACAGCAUUCGUCCUGCCGCGGCAGCAUUUGGACGAGGUAUUACAUCGGUAAAGAAGACGCCUCAUGUUUGA
Molecule: messenger RNA, 1776 nt
Organism: Orbicella faveolata
Lineage: Eukaryota; Metazoa; Cnidaria; Anthozoa; Scleractinia; Merulinidae
Product: hemicentin-1-like
Biological process (GO): axon guidance; homophilic cell-cell adhesion; dendrite self-avoidance
Cellular component (GO): axon; plasma membrane
Molecular function (GO): cell-cell adhesion mediator activity
Source: RefSeq, a predicted model, not a curated record